UAGAGAAAUAUAAAAGGAUUAUUUUCAUGAACUUGAGGAAAAAAACACGUAUUUUUUUCCUAAUACUUGGAUAUUCUUCACAAGACUUACAAUGAAUUCGGUCAUUAUCUUCUUCGCAAUCCUUAUAUGCCCGCCAAAAUGCUUGGAAGCUUAUCCAGAUAAUUGUUACGGCAAAAACCCGUUAGCGAUGUUUACUAGCUGCCCUAAAUUUGUCAAAUGCCCACCCGGUUAUAGCCUAACCCGAGACCGGAUUAGUUGUUGUGCCACUUGUGCCGAAUUGACUACCGGCCUUUGUACUACCUUCAACUCCAGUCAAAGGAUUCCACAAAAUGAUAACUUUAUCGAUUCGAUUGUAGAUUCCAAGGAUUUUGGUGAAGCUAUAUGUAAUUCGGAGGCAAUUUGCCUUGUAGAACCCGGUUACAAUGGACUAUGCUUGGAACAAGAAUCGCUCAACAACCUAUUGUGUCCAGUGGAGUAUAACUAUAGGAAUUAUUCAGGAUGCAAAAUUAUCGGCGGCUUAUGCUUGUGCCAAUCCAUAAGGAUUUGCGAUAAAUAUGACGUUCUAUUUCCAUUCCGUGAUCUCGAAGAAUGCCAGGAUUCACUGAAUUCCUUCAAUUCCGAUUUUAAUCAUAUUGAAAGGUACAAAAGAGCCAUAAAUGAGGAUGCCAUCACAAAUCACAAAUGCCCAUCAGAUUCAUACCCAGUAUUUCUAAACUCCAGUCGCGAUAAUGGUAUUCGAAAUUUUCCUGUUCAUUGCGAAUGCAAUGUUAGUGCUUGUUUGACCCCUCAAAAAGCGUGCCCUCAAAAUUUAGAGCAAAUUCUAAAAGAAGGCUUAUCAUCAUCACUUAUAGGUUAUAAAACGGUUCAAUUAAGGCCGGGGUACACUGAACACCCAGGAAAAUGUUGUCCAGUAUUCGAGUGUCUUCCCAUUUACGAACUCUUCAAAGAAGAAAGCAAUUUUACUAAAGACGAAAAAGAUGUUUGCUAUGAAACUAUUUGUCCGAACGAAGAGAGGAAUUUCUCCUGUUCCGGGGAUAGUAUAGCUUUGCCCAACAUUUUUGAGCCCAAAUAUUGUUGUUCUGUUCCACAAGGUUGUCAAUGUUUGAAAGAAUUAUGCGAACCAACAGGUAGUACCAUUUGUAGAAAUGGAGAGUGGCCAGAAUUGAUAAAGUUGAGCAAUGGUAUUCCUGGAACAUGUUGUGAUUUUUACGAAUGCAGAAAAAUUACUACAAUUUUACCAGCUCAAGAUAUAAAAAUAGAAGAGAAGGAUACCAAAACUAGUUGCAAAUUCAACCAAAAAGUGUACUAUGAUGGCCAGGAAUGGUUUUCCGGCGGGGAAAAUUGCGUUAAAUGUUAUUGCAAAGCUGGGUUGACCUUUUGCAGAGUUCUAAAGUGUCGAAAAAGGAAAGGUGAUUGUAUUGAUGUAGAGGAUCAUAACGAGAUCCGAGGUGGAGGAAAUUUAACUAGUUGUUGUUCCCAUUGCAACAAAGAAAGCCAAAAUAUUACUCCCAGUGUAUCUUUAGAAUAUAUCAAAUUCACCAAAAAUAACGGCAUUAUGUAUGACAAUAUUUGCACUUUGGAGAAUGGGCUGACUUACCGGAUCAAGGAAACGUGGAAAGAGAAUGAUUGCGAGAUAUGUGUAUGCAUGGAAGGAGGGAAGGUAGAGUGCACUUCUCAGAUGUGUUCCCAUCCUAAACAUUGUUCCGCAAAUGAUAUAGUGUCAGUAGCGGGGAUAUGCUGCCCAUUAUGCCUAAAUGAUACCUUUAAUAUGUUCAAUGUAACCAUGUCAAAGGUAGCCCCUGUACCAGGGUUAUUAACAAACGAAGAAUUGGAAAUACUGCUUUACCCUCAUAACAACAGCGUAAACGAUUCUUCAAAAAUUUCCCCGCCAAAUUUCCAUUGUUUUUCUAGUACCUUAAACUUGUACUUUGCAUCCGAAGAGACUUGGAAGGAGGAUUGUAGGAUCUGUUAUUGCAUGGACGGCGUAACAAUGUGUACCUUAAUUUCUUGUUCUAUACCCAAAUGUGAAAAACCGUAUUUUGAUAAAGGAGAUUGCUGCCCGCGAUGCAAAGAUUCAGAUAAACCAAUUCCAUAUUCAAACUACACUAUAUGCGACGGCGAAGAGAAAUAUAUCGAUAAAGCAUUUAUACCCCCUGACAGGAUAAGGACAGAAAACAAUUGGACUCUCCCUAAAACAUUCCCUUAUGAAAGGGAGUUGAUCUCUAAUUCCUACGAUUCUUGGUGGGUAGAUAAAUGCAUCCUUUGCACAUGCAGCCAACGGUACAGGUUAGUCUUUUGCUCCGUUGAUAAUUGCCCUCCUGCUCCCUGCAAUUUUCCUCAGAAAAAUGACAAGAGUUUAUCGGAGAGAUUGAAGGGUUCAAAUAUUGAUGCCAACUCUGGUUGCUGUUCAAGUUGUUUAGAGGAAAUCCCAUUCAGCCCCUCGAAAAAAAUCGAUACGUCUAGAAAAAACUCCUGCAAAAGUCGAAAUGUCACGUACGGUCACGAAUCAGUGUGGAAGCAAGAUGCUUGUACCGGAUGUAAAUGCUCUUUUGGCAAAAUCAAAUGUUAUUCUCAAAUAUGCGCCAAACAGUAUUGUCCGACGCCAUAUCUGCAAAAAGGGAAAUGUUGUCCCGUAUGCUUAGGUAACGUUGGGACAAUUUCGAAUGUUUAUCAUAAUCCCACCGAUCCUUAUAGAGUAAAUCGCUAUAACAAAACUCCUCUCAAUUUAAACUUCUUCUCGCGGACGGCGAAUAAAUUAUUCGAAAGUUUAUUCCUACGGAACAAAGAUGCACCUACCAUCAGGCUAUACUUUCUAUUGGCUUUCCUCCUGACACUAAUUUUAUGCGUCAUAUUAUUCGCUCUCGUAAUUUACUUGUCGUUCUACAUAAUACACGUUCUAGGUGGCAAGAAGAAACAUUCCAAUACGUUACAACCUUAUUUCAUAGCCAACGUCUAUGAGGAAGAGGAUGAGUACCUCAAAAAAAAGUCGCCCUCCGAUGGCCAUAACCGCCAAUCAUUGCUUAAUAAUCUAUUUUGGCCUUCUCAUUUCUUUAAAAACUCGUUUUGCUUCAAGAAACCUCCGGAAUAUCGAGACGGUGAACUUAAUAAGAGUUGUUCUAUCCUCAAGGAAAAUUUAAAUCGAGAAUUGAUCGCCACGAUAAAAUCCAAUAAUAAAGCUAAUAAUCACAUAUCUCUUCCCAUGGCGAAUGAAUGCGAAUCCAAACCUUUCCUGGAUGAAAAAUCGGUAACCUUGCCAGAACCGGAAUCACCUAUUGAUAAACUGCAAUUAAUGAAUGAAGAUAUGGAUGCUAAUGAGCUACGAGAUGAUCACGAGGAAAUAGGUAAUAAAAAAAAUGAUGAUUCUACUCUGAGCGACAAUAUCAUGCAGUUCAAUAAAUCUUAUUAUUAUUUAACUACUUUGCCUAAGUCUUCCGAAGAAUACCCAUUUGAAAAAAUGAUUUAACAAAAAAAACAUUUUUUUUACCUAAGGAACUAAUAUUUAUUGUAAAAAUGCUAUCAUUAAAAUAAAACUUAAAAAAAACAUCAAUUGUUUUAUUUAAUAUUUUUUUUUGCUCAAAUUUAUUUAUUCGUAAAUAAUAUAUAUAUAUAUCUA
This is a messenger RNA of Gordionus sp. m RMFG-2023, 3613 nucleotides long. RefSeq names its product cysteine-rich motor neuron 1 protein-like. Gene Ontology annotation, molecular function: protein binding. The transcript is spliced from 13 exons. Gene Ontology annotation, cellular component: plasma membrane. NCBI's taxonomy places the organism in Eukaryota, Metazoa, Nematomorpha, Gordioida, Chordodea, Parachordodidae. The record is from RefSeq and is a predicted model, not a curated record. The coding region runs from base 92 to 3463 and encodes 1123 amino acids.